UACAAAACAUGACAUGGGUAUGGUAAAACAAUUUUUUCAUUGACCAUUGUCUAAAACAACUAUACAAAUUAUAAUCAAGUUGGUAGUGUACGUGUGUAUCGUGUAUGUCUAUGUAUAUGAGGUACGUAGUGCUCACGUGGGGUCUGAGAUGGUUGCUUCCAUCGUGCUUUUCGCUUAUUUCUUUGGUCUGAAAUGGCAGUGGGUGGAGUGGUGAGUCACCAGAGGCAGUGGCAGAGACCCAGAGAAGGCAAAGACAAAAAUCACUGAAAGAUCCACACACGCAUCCACAUGGGCUUUCUUUCUUUCUUUCUUACUCCUUCAAAAAUUCUCCCUUUCUCCUCUUCUCCCCCUCAAGGCUCAAUUCUAUCUAUCUAUCUACUCAAAACUCAGAUGCCUUAAAUUUUGCUAAAUGGGGUUCGUACAAAACUAACAGACACUCCCAUAUGGCCAUUUCAGACUUACAGUCACUCACAGCAGCAGCCUUUUUUCACCUCCUUUUCUUUUACCAUUACCAUUAACGCCUCUUUAUUUGAUAUUUUCACUAUCUUUUCUUAAUUUGCUUCGUACACUCCAUCAUUUUCCGCUUCCUCACUAUUUUCUGCACUGCAACUUAGCCCAGAAGUGACAACACACACUAUUCUCUUUCCCUUAUGUUUACUUGAUUUGUGCCCUGCCAACUCCUUGCUUUCCCAUUUCCGUAAUUCUUUCUCUCUCUUUCUUGCUUAAUCAUCCCAAUGGCUGCUACUCCCACUCGCCCACCUUCUUCUUCUUCUUCUUCUUCUUCUUCAAUCCCACCCCCUUACCCCAAGUCCCCUCCUCAGUAUCCAGAUUUGUAUGGAAAGCGCCGACAAGCCGCCAAGCUCCAGAUGCUCGACAGGGAGAUUGGUUUCCUCGAGGAAGAAUUGAAGUCUACCGAAGGUCUUCAACCGGCAUCUAAAUGCUGCAAAGAGGUAGCUGACUAUGUGAUCGCCAACUCAGAUCCCAUGAUACCAACAUAUAAGAAACAUCGCCGCAGAUGUCAAUUUUGGAAGUGGCUAUGGUAUGACUCGCAUUAUCAUUUAUUCCUUUAUAUGGAGUAGAAAUAAUAAGUGAAUUGACCUAAGUUUCUCUCGCCUUUGCUAUUUGGCUACUCUAGUUUCCCCGUUGUAAUCUGAAGUAAUAAGGCAUUGCCUAAAAUUUGGCUUAUAGCGAUCAUCAAUCUCAAAUUAGAGGGUAGGUGUCAUUUACUGUGAAGAUACCGAAAACGACCAUAACUAUGUAAAAUAAUAGCCUGGACUUCCCUCGCUACCUUUGCUAAUUGAAGCAGAAAUGUCUCUCAUGUCGUAUGUAGACUCAGCAUUUUGUGUAUACUGGCUAGUGUAUUUGACACAGGUUAGUUUUCUCACUUUGAUGCAGUGGAUUCCCCUGUUGUAAGUUAUCCUGGAUUUGCUGUUGCUGUUAUGCUGGAUGCUCGAUCCAUCUCGAAAUCCCUCCCUGCUGCAACUGUAAUAACCCUUGUAAAUGCCUAUCGUGUAGCAGCUGUAAAUUACCGAAGUGGCUGUGUUGUGGGCAGUGUGGGCAUUGUUGCACUUGUCCAACACUACCCCAAUGCUCAUGCCCUUGUCCAACCAUCACAUGCAGCCAAUGUUGUAGCCAUUUUUCAUUACCUUCCUGCUCCUGCCCAGAGUGGCCAUGCUGUGAAUGCAAAUGCAAAUGCAAAUGCACGUUAGGAAAAUGUCUAAAAGUACGACAUUGUUGCUGUUUUGGUAGCAGAAGCUGUUGUGGGUGUAGUGGAAACUGCUGCUGUAAUCCAUGCCAAUUGUGUUGCUAGCCAGAGACCACUGCUCACUCCCUUACUCUCUCUGGUAUCACUUUGGGAAACUUGGAGUAGUUCAAUUAAGGAAUGUCAAUUAGUCCCAAGAAUGUAAAAUAAUGCUGAGUAAGACGGUGGUGGCGGAGUCAAAAAUGAUUCUUCCUGCGGUGAGCCUAGCGACUGCAACUGUAAUACUGCAAAAACAGUGAGAAGAAUGGGAGCAUCCUAAACUUCGCCUGCAGAAACUGGGAGAGCUCAGCUCAGGUCCAUUAAGCAUAAUAGCAACCAUAAAAGCGCCAGUUGGAUGUUGGAGAAAGAAACGGGCGGUCCCAUGCCACUGCCACUGCUAUAUCAUAAUUAUCAUUUUUUUUUUUCAAUUCACAAGCGCCAUUAUUUGCUAAUGCAACAAGUUGCUCGGUUGAAAAUUUAAGACCUCUACAGAGCUUUCUGUCCUCCCCCUGCAAUCUCACAGCUCGUUUCCUCUUCUUUUGUCCUGUGGCAAUUUUCCAAUACCUAAAAUAAUAGCCAGAUAUGUCAUUUUAUGUUCA
Messenger RNA from Cucumis melo (muskmelon), 2340 nucleotides. Its product is annotated as guanine nucleotide-binding protein subunit gamma 3-like. Gene Ontology annotation, biological process: G protein-coupled receptor signaling pathway. NCBI's taxonomy places the organism in Eukaryota, Viridiplantae, Streptophyta, Magnoliopsida, Cucurbitales, Cucurbitaceae. The record is from RefSeq and is a predicted model, not a curated record. The transcript has 4 exons. Bases 735 to 1079 code for a protein of 114 amino acids.